Paramecium tetraurelia is the source of this 1530-nucleotide messenger RNA. RefSeq lists its product as uncharacterized. The transcript has 4 exons. The record is from RefSeq and is a predicted model, not a curated record. Lineage: Eukaryota; Ciliophora; Oligohymenophorea; Peniculida; Parameciidae.
AUGAAUUACGAAGCAUUACUUGAGGAACUGGGAUUGGAUGGUACUCCAUAAAAAUAAACAAGCAAAUCACCGUAGAAUUAAACAAGAGCUACGGAUAACACUUACCUUACCAAAACACCUGAAACUACAAAACAAAAAAAAAUAAAAUUAAUAUUAAAUGUAAAUUUGAGUUCCAAUCAAGUGGAAUAGUUAAUGAUAUAUUAAGAUGAUGAUCCAAAAUUGAAAGUAUCAGAAUUUUGUCAUUUGCACUAAUUAGACAAGAAUGCAUAAAAUGUACUAAUAAAACAAAUCAACAGCAAUACAAAUAGUGAAAAUUAUCAAAGUUAACAAAAAUUACAAUAGUAAAAUUAUUAUUCUAGAAAUUUACAAUCAUAUUCAACAAAAGAGUCAGAAUAACCUGGUGAGAGACUCUAUCAAUUGGCUUAAAAGAAGAAAGAAUAAAGAGAAAAUUAAAUAAAAUAGUAUUAAACAGAAAAAUAGGAAUAGGAGUAACAGCAAUUAUAAUAAACCCCUAAACUAAGCAAUCAAACAAAAAUUUAUUUGGAAUAAGCUGGGUAUCGUAAAAAUGGAUAUAUGAGAGAGAAGGGUACUCUGAAAGAUAAACAAAUUCAAUAGGUCUUUUUGGAUGAGCAAGGGAAGGAGUAUAAUUUUGUACCUCAGAUAAAUGAAUUAUCGAAACAAAUGAGUCAUUAUAUUAGAGAGAAACAACAUUAUGAGAACGUAUUUGAUGAAUUGUACGAACAAGCAAGAAACAGAAUGUACUCACAACCAGAAUACGAUAUUCCUGAAUGUACUUUCAAACCUUCAGUGAACUAGAAUAUUAAGAUUGAUGAAGAUUUUUUAACUAGGAUGGAAAAGAAGUAGGAAGAAUAGAAAGAAAGAAGGGAAUUAAUUAAAAUGAAGUAUGAAAACGUUGACGUAAAGACUCGGCAAUUAUUAUAUCGACCUAAAAUAUGUAGAAGUCCUUAUGCUUAAACAUCAUCAGAAAAACCCGUUCAUGAGAAGCUUUAUUUAUAGUCCAAGUUAAAGUCAGAAAAAUUGUAGUUAAUGUCUGAAUAAAAAAUCAUGGAAGAAAAGGAAUCUUAAAAUGUGAGAUUGAAAAACGAAUUGUCAGAGGAUAUCGUAUUUCUCUAAAGGAAGAAGGUCCUCAAACAAUUAUUUGCUGAAAUGGAUUCAAAUCAGGAUGGCUAAAUAUAAUGUUCUUAUGAAGAAAUAAAUAAUCUACCUCCCAAUAUUAUAUAAACUCUUUGGCCUGUAUUAAAAUUAUUAUAGGAACGAAAACGAUGCUUAGAUUUUGAUGACUUUUUUGAAAAUGUUUAUGAAUUUUGUAUCAAUCUUCCCUAAAUCUAAAAGGAUAUCAUUUUCAAAAAGUCAAAGAAUAACUAUCUCACUAUGAAAGAUUAAGAUUACACUUUCACUCCAAAGACUAAUAAGAAGUCUAAAUCAAUGAAGACUGUGCAUUAUCCUAGUUGUAAAUGUGAAAUUUGCUCAAAAAUUGCUAUUAUAUAAAGGCAAUUAAAUGAUUAAUGA